Messenger RNA from Salarias fasciatus (jewelled blenny), 5969 nucleotides. Its product is annotated as zinc finger protein ZIC 4-like. The transcript has 2 exons. The record is from RefSeq and is a predicted model, not a curated record. Lineage: Eukaryota; Metazoa; Chordata; Actinopteri; Blenniiformes; Blenniidae. Gene Ontology annotation, cellular component: nucleus. The coding region runs from base 49 to 1326 and encodes 425 amino acids. Gene Ontology annotation, molecular function: RNA polymerase II cis-regulatory region sequence-specific DNA binding; DNA-binding transcription factor activity, RNA polymerase II-specific. Gene Ontology annotation, biological process: regulation of transcription by RNA polymerase II.
UGUGGCUCGGGGGAUCUAGCCGAGCAGCGGGGGGUAAAACGCCGCCGCAUGCGCGCUCGCUUUCAGCAAAACACGGCGGACGGCAGCGGGACGGCGGAGGGACGCUUCGCCGGGGGAGCGGAGCGCUUUAGCGGGGAAAAGCGAGGCUCGGGACGGCGGGAGGAGCGGGACAGCCCGCCGCUCAGCAUGAAGCGGACGGCCGCGGCGGCCAGGCACAAUGGCCUCGUCUCUCCGCUGGGGAACAACAACUCCGGGGCUUCCAGAAUCCUCCCCAAGCUGCUGCCCCGGCCCGCCGCGCCGCCCGGCGCCGAGCCCGGCUCCGGCGGGGGGAUGGACGGCCUGCUGGAUUUCUCCAGAGGCCCCGUCGUCAAGACGGAGCUGGUGUGCCGAUGGACGGACCGGGGCGCCCCCAGACCGCGGCUGGGGCGGCCGGCCGCCGCCGUCUGCGAGCAAACUUUCGGCUCCAUGCCGGAGCUCGUGGACCACGUCACCACCGAGCACGUCGCGGCGGGGCUCGAGAGCCUCAGUCACGUCUGCAUGUGGGACGAGUGUCUGCGCGGCGGGAAGGCGUUCAAAGCCAAAUACAAACUCAUCAACCACAUCAGGGUGCACACCGGGGAGAAGCCCUUCUCCUGCGCCUUCCCCAACUGCGGCAAGAUGUUCGCCCGCUCCGAGAACCUCAAGAUACACACGCGCACGCACACCGGUGAGAAGCCGUUCCAGUGCGAGUUCUGCGAGCGGCGCUUCGCCAACAGCAGCGACCGGAAGAAGCACUCGCAGGUCCACACGGCGUCCAAGCCCUACGACUGCAAGGCCCUGGGCUGCACCAAGUCCUACACACACCCCAGCUCCCUGCGCAAACACAUGAAGGUCCACGUCAAGUCGUCGCCCGCCUCCGAGCCCCCGGACCCGUACGACGCCGUCCCCCACCAGCCCCACCAGGCCGUCCUCGAGCCCCUCGACCUCAAGAUGAACCGCCGCUCGCCCUCGCUGGCCGACAGGAGCGUCCACUUCCCCCUCCUGUCCGCCUGCCAGCUGGACUUCAGCUCGGGCGAGGAGGAGGACAGCAAGCCGCUGCUGCGCAGCUCGUCCCCGGCCGCCGUGCCCCUGGACCUGUCGCUGUCCGGCCUGAAGAGCGAGCUGGACCAGCAGCAGGGCGGCCGGGCGCCGCGCCGCGGCCAGCGCUCCGUCAACCCCGCCUUACCUCAGCUGUCUAACAUUAAGGAGUGGUACGUCUGCACCAGGACUACAGCGCCACACUUCCCCCUCCUCCACCCCGACCACAUCAAAUCAGAACCCAGCGACGAGGACGAGUACGUCACGUAGGGCGGAGCCCGGGCCGGGUCGGGCCGGAACCAGCAGCUGCAACACGCACUCCUCACACGCCGCAGUCACAGGCAGACUGGCCGUCCAGUGGAAGUCAGAGGUUCACACACACACACAUACAUGCACACACACACACUCCCUCCUGAGCUGGCUGACACACUGCAGUUCGCGGCUCCACCUCUUCUUUCUGUUAUUUUCCCUCCAGCAGUCGGUGACGGUUUUAAAGCAUCAGGUCUGUUCGUCUACAGGUCGUCUGUAUUUGGAUUUAAAAUAUUGUAAAAUGACUUAUUUUUUGUACAUAAACUGAAGCUGAAUGGUCCUCACACACGUGAGGUUCUGGUUCAGUAGAAUAUUGUUGCUCUGAAACGGUCAUUUCCUGUGUUUCUGACACAUCUGGGGGUUUCGGGCUCAUUGUUCCUCUAGUUUGAUGCUUCAGUUUCCACCUGGUCAGAAGUUUCCAUACUCUGAGGCGGGGCUCGAUGGGCGGAGACAGACAGCGUUUUCCUGGAAAAAGCUUUGUUUAUAGAUAAAGUGAUACUUUAUGAACCCGGGGAAAAAUAAACAACAGCCCACAUGCAACAACUGACCAACAAAAAACACAAAACAGGCCGGUACGUAACCAGAUUAACAGUAAGGGUUGGCACUUAGAACACUUCUAGGUUUAAAUUCUGUAGAAAUGCUGUUGGGUCUCCAACGUUGUCUGCUCCACACUGCCCCCACUGGGCGUCAGAGGUAUUAAACACUGCCCCCACAGGGCAUCAGGGGUAUUGAUCUGUUUAGAGUGAAAACACAAGCAUCAGGAGGAAGACUGCUGGCUCGUCAGGCUGGAGGGUAAAUCCUUUGAAAAUGUGGAAGCUUUUUAGAAACAACCCAACCAAACGGUGCAUGCAGACUUCUGACCCUGUGGAGCCUUCCUCUGGAGGCGGUCUCAUGUCCCCCCCCCCCACCCUCUCUGUGGAGCACAGAGUUGUGUUCGGUGUUGUGUGUGUGUAAACCUCUGACUUCAGCUGUGAGUGUGGACCAAAAGCAGUGACUGUCACCACGGACCCCCCCCCCCCCCCCCCCCCCCCCCCAGACACCGGGACCCUCCAGACCACAGUACCCCCCAAAAAACAGGGACCAACUGGACACCAACUGGAUCUCCCGGACCCCAGGUUCCCACCCUGGAUACCGGAAUCCCCCUGAACACCGGGACCUGCAGUACCCCCCCGCCCCCGCCACCGGGGGUGGGACAAGCGGUUGUCGGUUCUGCAUUGUUUUGAAGAUCAACGAGGUGUGUGUACGUGAGGAACGUCUCCAGUCAAGUCAGGGUGCGUUCAGACAGCCGGGAAAAGAGAACGUUCUCCUUUUCUACCAUCAACAAGUGUUUACAACCCGGCAGGAAACCAAGAGCGGGCCAGGAAAUGCACCGUGGCACGUGUUUGUUCGUCCAAGCGAACGAAGGGUGGCUUUCAAAAGUUUCUCCGGGAAUUCUCAUCCACAGCAGGAAGGUUUGACUCCUCUUUACACUGCCGGGUAGAGCUGAGGUCCAGAGGUUGAGGUUAGUUCAUCAGGAGCUCGGUAAGAUGUGAAGGAGAGGGUUUCAGCAGGACUCUGACAGAUUAACAAUGAAAACACAUUGUUUCUAUCAGAAAAAUCCAGCCUCAUAUUCCCACAGCAGUAAGAUAUGCUCUUUUUUUAUUAACUGCCCCCCUAAAACACAGAACAUUAGUAGAGCAGGCUGUCCUCACGUCACAAAGCUGCCGGUUCAAAUCCCACUUUGAGCCAAAAACUAUCGAUCCCUCUCCCAGCUGCUGGUUCGCACCAUCGUGGCUCCUCCUGGAUGAUUCAAGGGCUAAAUCAGCGCAGACGUCAGUGGGUUGAGCAGCAGCUCGUCAGGAGUUUUUCCACUAACCCCUCCGGGACUCCACUCGGCUUGUAGGCUUUUCCAUUCCGGUACCAGGUAGUUCUGUAGUACCUGCUCUUCCCCGAGUGGUCGGCAGACUGGCGGCCACUGAUUGGCCCCGGGCGCCACGUCGCUUGAUGAGUCGGGACAGUGACUUGUUCAUAAGAGCCAACACCAUGAUUUUUAAAGCACCAUCGGAACAAGAACGAUUAGGAUCAGAGACGGAUGAUGAGAGGAGUCAGUGGGAGCUAGAUGGAGCGUUGACAACUCCACCCGUGACGAGGUGGUGCUCUAUUCGAACUGAAAACAACUGCAACCGAGUUGAGUGGUGCAAGGAUCAAAGUCGAGUGGUGCUAGGAUCGUGUCGAGUCGAGUCAAGUGGUGCUAGGACCAUGUAAUGGAAAACAACCUGAACCGAGUCGAGUGGAGCUAGGACUGUGUUGAGUCGAGUAGUGCUAGGACCGAAGUCAAGUUGAGUGGUGCUAGGACCGUGUCAUGGAAAACAACUGCAAUUGAGUCGAGUGGAGCUCGGACCGAAGUCAAGUCGAGUGGUGCUAGGACCAUGAAAUGGAAAACAACCUGAACCGAGUUGAGUGGAGCUAGGACCGAAGUCAAGUUGAGUGGUGCUCGGACUAUGAAAUGGAAAACAACCUGAACCGAGUUGAGUGAUGCUAGGAUCAUGAAAUGGAAAACAAGCGGAACCGAGUCGAGUGGUGCUAGGACUGUGUUGAAUCGAGUGGUGCUAGGACUGAAGUCAAGUCGAGUGGUGCUAGGACCGUGCCAUGGAAAACAACCUGAACCGAGUUGAGUGGAGCUAGGACCAUGAAAUGGAAAACAAGCGGAACCGAGUCGAGUGGAGCUAGGACUGUGUUGAGUCGAGUAGUGCUAGGACCGAAGUCAAGUUGAGUGGUGCUAGGACCGUGUCAUGGAAAACAACCGCAACUGAGUCGAGUGGAGCUCGGACCGAAGUCAAGUCGAGUGGUGCUAGGACCAUGAAAUGGAAAACAACCUGAACCGAGUUGAGUGGAGCUAGGACCGAAGUCAAGUCGAGUGGUGCUAGGACUAUGAAAUGGAAAACAACCUGAACCGAGUCGAGUGGUGCUAGGACUGUGUUGAGUCGAGUGGUGCUAGGACCGAAGUCAAGUCGAGUGGUGCUAGGACCGUGCCAUGGAAAAGCGCCAUUAGUGUUGAUCUUAAGGAGUCUGAGGAAGCUUCAGACCAGGGGGACAGGGUUUCCUGAGCUGUCUGGCACUCUGAUCAGGACUUUGCUGGAAGCAGACGGAGGCCUUCACUCACUUGUUGAUGGUGCUAAGAGGCUGUGAGGUCUGAGGAGAGACGGUCCAACACUUCUUGAUGUACAUCAAGUGGCUCCUCAGUGUCUUGGAAGGACCUGGACUGAUUUCAGGUUUUCCUGAUUUCCCACAUGUAUUAACGGUGCGUUGAAGAGAUCUAAUAUUUGAAUCCAGACUGGAUGGAUGACUGGAGGGGGGAGAACGGAGGGAAGACUUGAAGAGAACAUGUGAAACGGUGAAAAGUGGAUCGGACGCUGGUUUGAAGAAGCCUGUCGGGGAUUGUUUCUACCUGCUUGGUUUGUUCUGUUUUCUGGGUUCCUCUAAAUGUAAACGAUGUCUUUUCUAUGUCACUUCUUAUCCAGGAUGUAUGGGCGGACUUUAGGAGAUUCCUUCCAGUCUUUUUCUUCACUGUGUUUCCAGGAUUUGAACGUCAUCAACACAUUUUUUUACAGAGACAAUGGGGAAAAAAACAAAAACAAAACAAAAAACCAUUGAAGGAAAGUUGUUGUUUUCCCCUCUGAGCCAGGGGUGUCAAACUCUACCCUAGCUUCAGGGCCGUGUACAGUCCAGUCCCACACCCAGUGGCUCAACCAGUCGUCUGGAAUUACAUCUGUGGGUAAAAAUGGAGGAAGACAUUAUGGUUUAAGUCUGCAAUUGAUUACAUUUUUCUGAACGUCCAGCAGGUGAAAAAUUUGAAAGGAAAAAAAGUUCUAACAUUGGAUUUGAUCAAAUUCCAGGAGAAAACCUGAGCCGUCCCUGUGCUCGUCCAGCACUCCCUCUCCAGACUGAAGCUCCCGCACCGAGUCAAGCAGGUGCUUCAACUAGCAAGUUUACACUCUGUGACGAGCCCACCCAGGCCCCGAGCCGCAUGUUUGACGCCCCUGCUCUCAACCUUUGGUUUUCAAAGUGUGGGACCGCCACUCGGGGGCGCCAAAGAGCUUCGGGAGAGAUGACUGUACUUUCCCCUUUUAAUGUGGAAACAAAGAAAACUUAUUGUAAUUAUUCCCCGUUUCAGAAGAGUGUAGUAAAGACAUGGGGGGGGGGGGGGGGGGGGGGGGGGGUCUGACGGGGUCUCUGGGAGGCCCCUCCUCCCACACUUUGAAAACCUUUGCUCAGAUAUAAAAUUUGUGCUUGUGAGUUUCUUACGCAGCCGAACUAACAUGAUGAGGAAGAGCGGUCCAUGUGUGACCGAAGGAGCAGACGCCAGGCCUUCCUGUUCUAAGAAACUCCAGACUGGAGGGUCGAUCGGCUCGUGUUGAACAGUUCCACCAUCCUCUGGUUCUCACAGUUUCAGGAAGCUGAAGAAGUGACUGCUGCUGUUUGGCUGUUUCUUCUACUGUCCAGAUCCAGAUCCAGUGUCUCCACUCACUCCUGUUGACGCUCCAACAGGAGGAUUAUCGUUGUUUCCACUGAGAACUCAGCAGAAUUAAUGACCACAGCUUUCACCCACUAACGUGUCCGCUGGC